Messenger RNA from Amphiprion ocellaris (clown anemonefish), 2068 nucleotides. RefSeq names its product tripartite motif-containing protein 16-like. The transcript is spliced from 7 exons. The record is from RefSeq and is a predicted model, not a curated record. NCBI's taxonomy places the organism in Eukaryota, Metazoa, Chordata, Actinopteri, Pomacentridae. Gene Ontology annotation, molecular function: zinc ion binding; protein binding. The coding region runs from base 59 to 1723 and encodes 554 amino acids.
UUCUGAGUUAGUUGCGGAAGUAAAACCAAACUUGUUCCAGCCCGCCUUUAUAUCAAACAUGACUGAGCCUCAUACUCCUGUGAAGAUGAACCAUCUCUGCUGUUCAAUCUGCAGCGAGUUCUUCAGGAAUCCUGCAACUAUUCCCUGUGGGCACAACUUCUGCAUGCUGUGCAUCCAGAGCUGCUGGGAUAAUCACGAGACCAACAACCGCCUGUGCAGCUGUCCAGAAUGUGAUCGUACAUUUCCCUCCAGACCUCAGCUGAUCAAGAACACAACUCUGGCUGAGAUAGUGAGAGACAAAGACAGGAGAGACAGUAAGAAAAGGCAGCGUUCAGGAGAGUCUCAGCAGGAGCUGAAGAGACCUCGGAGAAGCACAGAAACAUCAAGGAGCACUUUGUGUUUGAAACACAAGAAGCCUCUGGAUGUUUACUGCUGCACAGAUGAGCAGAUUAUAUGUUCACAGUGUACUUCAGCUCAGCAUCAAGGACACAGAAUUGGGUUGGUGAUUGAAGAGCGCCGGAGGAAGCAGGAGGAGCUGAGGAGCAUGCAGACAAAAAUCAAGCAGAUUCUCCAGAAACAAGAAACGAAAAGGGAGAACAUGAGCAAAAUGUUCCAACAAAUUGAGGAUGAGGCAAUGCAAACGGUGGACGACUGUGAAAGCAUCAUAGUCGGUGUCAUUGACUCCCUCCAGAAACAUUUCCUCUCAGUGAAGAGGCUGAUCACAGCUCAGGGGGAGGCGGCAGCAGCUCAGGUCCACGACUCGCUGAGGAACCUGAAGGUGAAGGUAGAGGAGUUGAAGAAGAGAGACGCUGAGCUGGAUCAUCUGGCACAGAAUCAAAGCAAUAUCGAUUUCCUGCAGAAAUGGCCCUCUGUGCGGCUCCUCUGUGAAGAAGACCACCUCCACCCUUCCAACGAGGAUCCGCUUCUAUCCUUUAAGUUCACAAAUAGAGCUAUGGAACAACUUGGGAGGCAACUGGAGGAAUUCUGCGACAAAGAAUUUGCCUUAAUCUCUCAAACUAUUGACAGUGGAGAGCAGCAGGAAUCAGAAGGAGAGUCAGAGGAGGAUGACAUGCAGCAAAGAUGUGAAGCCAGUGUCUCACAGUCCAGGGGUCUGUCCAGAGUUUACAGGACUCUGACUAAACAGAAAGUGGAGCCUAAAACCAGAGAAGACUUCUUGCAAUAUGCAUGUGAGCUUUCUCUGGACUCCUCAACUGCUCAUGAAGACCUGAUUGUUUUUGAAGGAGACAAAGAGGUGAUGCUGCGCCCUCAGAAAUGUAAAAAUCCAUCUAUUUGUUACCCCCAGAGGUUUACCUGGCGGCGGCAGGUGCUCUGCAGGGAGCGACUGCAGGCCGAGCGGUGCUACUAUGAGGUAGAGGUGGAAGGAGGAAUGACAGAGAUUGCCCUCGCCUACAAAGGAAUAAACAGAAAAUCCCGCACUCAACUUUCAGCUUUUGGUGGGGAUGCAAAUUCCUGGAGUCUAGAUCGAUCUAGCAACUACUCUGUUAGCCACAAAUCUGACAGCAUCCAGCUCACAGCACCCCCCAGCCACCCCAGGAUCGGAGUUUAUCUGAAGUUUAAGGAGGGAACUCUGUCUUUCUACGAGGUGUCAGACAGUAUGAAGUUUCUUUACAAGGUUGAAGCUGAAUUCACAGAGCCACUGUAUGCAGGCUUCUGGCUCGGAGAGAAAUGUCGCAUCAGGAUCUGUGAUUUGAGACAGAACUGACUGUAAACUAGCAGAGAUUACUGUAGCUAGUUUAUGUCCAUUUAAAGGGAAGUUUAAUGCAUAAAGUUACUGAUUCUUGAAGGGAUUACACAAAGCAACAGCCUCUCUGUGUCCUACAUGUGGCCUACUGUGUCCUACACCCACAACAGUUUGAAUAACACAGCAGACCACUGUGACAGCUCUGGAGCUCCAUCUGCACACAUUUGUAUUGUUAGAUGUUUGUAUAAAAUUUUACAAAAUGGCACAAUUAUGUAUACUAGAUUGUAUUUGGUGAAGUGGCAAAGAUAAAUAAAAUAAAUGGAUUAAUAAAAUGCAAUAAUUGUAAAAUAAAAUAUGUAAUUUUUA